This is a messenger RNA of Arxiozyma heterogenica, 2706 nucleotides long. It is a transcript of the gene MKT1, whose product is annotated as Mkt1p. Gene Ontology annotation, cellular component: nucleus. Bases 1 to 2706 code for a protein of 901 amino acids. Lineage: Eukaryota; Fungi; Ascomycota; Saccharomycetes; Saccharomycetales; Saccharomycetaceae. The record is from RefSeq and is a predicted model, not a curated record. The transcript has a single exon. Gene Ontology annotation, molecular function: nuclease activity; mRNA 3'-UTR binding.
AUGCCUAUCAAUUCUUUAGAGCAAUUUUUGUUUGAAAGAGGUUUAGUCGGUACUCAUCCCAUCGAAUCCUUAAAAAAUACUACCCUAGGUAUCGAUGCCAAUCAUUAUGUGUCUCGUCUAUUGUCUUCCAAAAAAGAACAAUUUUUAGACGCUAUUGGCGGGUUCCCAAUUAGUUUGAAAUUAUAUUUGGAAUCUGAUUUGAAAAUCUUUAAAGAAUAUAAUAUCACUCCUGUUUUCAUCUUUAAUGGUUCUUUAACUGUUAACCAAUUGGAUUAUAAUAGCUAUUUCACUGCUGGUGCCGAUGAAGCUAGUCUAUCUCUUGCUUUAGGGGCUACCUCAAUUUCCUCCACCAGUACCACUUCUAUCAACAACAACAUAAAUAUAAACAUGAACAUGAAUAUAAACAAUAAUACUAAUAAUAACAACAAUAACAAUCAUCAUAAUAAUAACAAUGACAAUAUGUCUUCCACUUCUAUUAACUCUCCUAAUCAGAACCUGAAAUCUACUAAAGAAAUCAUGUUGACUCAAAGACAUAAAGCAUGGACUCAAUGGAAUAAUUUAAUCACUAGUAACCAACACUCUUAUAUCGAUCAACCCUUAAAACCCCAGGAACCAUUCAGAUUGAACACAAAUAUCGAAUCAAAGAGAUUCCAGUCUGAUUUGAUCAAAUAUUUCAUCGAAAAUGAUAUAACAUACCAGGUGGCCCCAUUUUCAUCUUGGAUCCAACUAGAUUAUCUAUUACAAAACAAUUUUAUCGAUGCCAUCUAUGGUCCAACCGAUUGUUUGAUGUUGCCAAAUUUAGAUAAGUUUAUCCUAGGCAUGGAAUUUCCUAAUAAAGAUUUCAGAUUUAUCGAUAAAAAUAGAUUGUUGAAGGAUUUCGGGAUCUCCUAUGAUGAGUUUAUCGAUAUCUCUAUGACUGUCGGUAACGACUUACAACCAACUGUUUUACCACCUCUCCAAAUUUAUCCAAAUAACAAAUUGUUUGAGAUAGCUUUGGAAAUGGUUUUAAAUACAGGUACUAAUUUUUAUGCUUACCAAUUGAAUAACAGGUCUAUUAAUGCAAAUAAUACUAAUAAUACUACUACCUUAACCACUGCCACCUCUACAACUACUACUAAUAAUAGCAACAACUAUAUUUUGUUCUAUCAAAGAGGUUGUGCAUCUUUGAGACAUAUGCCUGUAUUACAAUCAAAUGGUAGAGUUGAAAUAUAUUCAACUGAUAAUAACAAUAACAAUAAUAAUAGUGGUAACAAUAGCAACAGUACUGAUCAUAAUAAUUCUGAAAAUAAAGACUCCUCCAGUAUGGAUGAUGUUGAUACUGACAAUGAUUCUAAUGACGAUAAAGGGGACAAGUCCAAAUCACCAUCUUCUAGCUUACUAGAUACUACAAGUUCAUAUCCAAUUCCAAAUGAUGUACACGAAUUCAUUGGACAGAGGUUACCUGCUGAAUAUUAUUAUUAUAAGUCUAUUGGUCUUAUCUCAGGUAAAUUAUUAGAUUCUAUCACCACAGGUAUCUACCCUGAAGAACCACCUUUAGAUGGUGGCGUCUCAGAUUCUUACAGAAAAUUAGUUGUUGAGUCUGUUGACAUGUUUAAAAAUAAAGAAAUUAAUUUACUAACACAACAAAUUAACAGAUAUUUCCAAAUGAAGCCAAUUAAACAAGUUAAAUGGUAUUCUCAUAAUAAUAAAGUACAAUUGACCAACAGAGUCACUCCUUCCAUUAUAGAACAAUUGAAGUACCUUGUAGUUAAAACUGAUUUUGGAAAUAAUCCAUUCAAUAUCUAUGAAUUUAUUAAAAUUUUAUAUGAUAAUAUUAAUGAUCUUUCUAAAAAAUUCAUUGCCGAAAAACCUAUUAUUAUUCCUCGUGGGACUCCAGAGAAUCAAUUAAACUCUACAUUUGAUUUGUUAUCAACAUGUUUCUUAAGGUUAUUAGUUCAGUUAGAAUUUUUUGAGUUUGAUCUCGCUAAAAAAUCAUUGAAACCAACUAACUGGGGUAACAUUAUAUUACACUUUAACGCCGUUUUAAACGAUAAUGAAGAAUACUACGAGAAAUUAUUUAUCCUGUUACUAUUUUUAAAGACUGAUGUCUUGUCCCUCUCUGAAGAAACACGUCCAAAUGUUCGCUCUUCAUUAUCUGACCAUACUUUAAGAACAUAUCCACAAGAAUCCAAAUAUAUUUUAAUAUUAUCACGUUUAUUAACACUCUUCCAAAUUGAUCAAAAACCAACCACAGUUUAUCACGGCCCAAUCGAUAAAAAAACUUUGAUAUUUAGAGAACAUAUAGACUUUAUUCGAGAAAACUUAAAUGAUAUGUUUGAAGCUUUAGUCGUUGCAUCCUUAACAUCCAAUGAAUUUGAUAGAUUAUCAUUGACAAAUUUCCAAUGGCAAUCAUCUCUUGUACAAUAUAUGCCAUUUAAAUGCAGUUUACCUAACACAGUUAUGGCAGUUAUAAUGGAAUUCUUUUUGCAAAAAUAUUUACAUAAUGGGAAUAACAAAAGUGAUGCGAUGUCUUUAGUAGCCACUGAAUUUAGUACUUAUAAAUCUGUUCCAAACCUAUCUGAACAAUUUGAUGAAUCUAUGAAAUAUUUGAAGAUAUGUGACAAUUUAAUUAAGGAAUUAGUCAAAGCCAAACUAAUCAAACAGGAUGAAGGUGAAUUAUGUUUCAAAGCUAUAAAAUUUGCUUCAAACUGUAUCACAGAAAGUUAA